This is a messenger RNA of Chiloscyllium plagiosum (whitespotted bambooshark), 5898 nucleotides long. NCBI's taxonomy places the organism in Eukaryota, Metazoa, Chordata, Chondrichthyes, Orectolobiformes, Hemiscylliidae. The record is from RefSeq and is a predicted model, not a curated record.
AUGUGUGACUCACGGUAUUGGUUUGAAGGCAAUGUUUGUGCCGACAGGUGUACAGAAGACGACGCAGCCAUUUACCAAGCUUCAGCCCGCAACAGCAAGGGCAUCGUCUCGUGCUCUGGCAUCCUGGAGGUCGGCCAAAUGAACGAAUACAAGAUCCACCAGCGAUGGUUUGCCCGACUGAAGCAGAAAGCGGACAGCAAGAAGCGUGAGCUAGAGGAGACACGGACCAGGGGCAAGGAGAAUGUGGCGUUGGCGGCCAACGCUCCACGCCACGACCUCCUGAGGAUGGUGAGUCCAGAGAGGGCGCAGCGGAAGCGGAAAUCACAGGGGCCGGGCGGCGCCGACUCCCCCGACUCUCUGAGGAACGGCGAAGAUGUGGUCAAAGUCCGCAUCCCCGACAGCGAAGGGGCUCCGCAAGCCAAGAUGGCGGACAUGGCGAGGGGGGGUGCAGUGAGCAAACCCCCACCGCCCUUGGCGCCUGAGAUUCAGAACGGCUACUUGGUGGGUCCCCAAGGGAAACCGCCAGAGAUGAAUUCAGCAGAAGAGCCGGUAGGAAACGGCAUCUCCUCCCUCAAUUAUCCCUAUCAAGCCAGCGAGCAUGUUGUCCCACAACCUAGAGGGAAGGAGUUUGCAGCGAGCAAGAAGAAAAGGAGGCUCUCCAGGGAAGAGGGCGAAGUGUUGUCAGUUGGAAAAACUGAGGAAGGCCAAUGGAGAGAUGAAAAUGACUGGAAUGGUGUUGAUGGGAAUGAGGGCCUCCUGGGAACUUUGGGAGGGAAUGAGUUUUGUGGUGACGAAAAACCCAUUAAAUCGAGGGAUCGCAUGGAGAUCGAUGAGCAGGCUUCAUCGGUGACUCUAGGCCAUUGGCAACCCUCAACCGGGACUUCAGGUCCAACUGCUGAGGACACUGAGGCAACUCAUUCCACCAAUGACACAACAUUCUCCAUUGACCAAGAGCCAGUGUAUCCCAGUCUCCAGACGGCUGUCAGAGAUAUGUAUUUCUCCGUGAAAGAUAUGUUCUUUGAAACUGCUCAGGAACCUGAGAGGCAGUCACAAUUACCUCAGCCCAUGGAGAUUGUGGCCCAAACUAGUGCCCAGGAGCACAUUAACCCUCUGGAAGUAUGUCCAGCUCAGAGUGUUGACCCUUUGCCCUUAAUUGAUGUGACACUGAGAGGUGACCCCAAUCAAACCCAGGAAUCUGAGGAAAUGGGAACAUCGAGGUUUGAGAUGGAUAUUGCGAUACCCUCUGUCCUUUCUGAAAUCCAAAAUAAAGGCACACCUGACAAUGACAUAUCCAGCACCGUACAGCAGUUCUCCGAAGAUAUAGGACUCGGCAACAAUGGGGACUCCCUAGAGGGUGGUCCACCUCACACGGACAUGCCCAAGGCUCAAGAUGGCUCCCCUUCUCCCCCCUGCAUUUGGGAAGCAAGGCUGCCACCUGCUGUCCAGACCCCAUGUCCGUUGGUGGACGUUGUUCACCCUGAGGUGAAGGCUUCACUUGCACCUCCACCGGUGCAGGCCGAACCCGUAGCCGAAGGCCUGAGACCUGCAUCGCCACGGCAACAGCUGGCAACUGGCACGCUGGCUGAGGCUGUGGAGGGUAAGAACCAGAUGCAAUAUGACAUCUCGCCCGUCUCAGAGAGUACUGGUGACAGUGUUUGUUCCUUGAACAGUGAGUGGGAGAAAUUAGAUUUCCUGAGCACCUCUGAGCCCACAGAUACCUCAGACGAGCCCCGUACACCCGAGACCACGACGUCGGAAGGCACGCAGCCAGAGCUGAGAGAUUCCACCGACGAGGAUGUGCUCCUGCCCCCGAGCAACAUGGAAGCCCAGUUGACCGCAGAGAGGAGAAACCAGCUGGUUCAGCCCGUCUGCCAGGACGUUCUGGCCCUUGAGACAGGAACGGAGGCGAUGGAGGUCACCGGUGCUGGCCAUGCAGGUGAUCAGCUCCCACUGCUGGAUGUGUCUGAGCCUACCAAUCCUGGAGGUAGUGUGAGCCCUGAAGAGAACCAACCAGACAUCCCUGCAGCACUGAUGGGAGGAAUGUUAAGCGAUUUAGUCUUGCCUUUAGUCCAGGCUAGUGCUGCGGACACCACCUUGUCUACAGACAGUAAGGUGUCUGAGGAAGCCGUUGCCGAGGGUGACGAUGAGUUUCUGAAGGUUGACCGUGCAGAGGAAGCGGGAGCUGAGGAGCACGCGCAACGCAGUGUUCCCUCUGACAGUUUUGGUGCCCACUUGGUGGAAAAGUUCCUCUCCUAUUUAAAGAUUCCCAGCUUCCUGCUGGGCGACAGGACGCCUCACAGUGAUGCUGGGAAAGCAGAGGCAACACCAAAUGCCUCAGAGAUUGUGGAACCCAGCUCACAGGCAGAAGGCCUUGCAGCCCUGGGGGUUACCCCCUCAAAGAAGGUCCAGCCUUUGCCGACAUCAUUAGAGGAGGACCUUACCAGUUCUCUGCCAGUCGGACCUGAGGGUUGCCAGGUUUCUGAAGGGCCGCUGUCUGCUGUCCCUCAGGCAGAUGGUGGCCGCACCGUACCCAGCACUGAGGGAGACUUCAGUCUGGGAUCAACUCUCCCCGUGGAGCCAUCCUUGGAGACGGGCAUUAGUCCUGCCCUCUCUGCCGUCCUCCCGCCAAGCACUCCCGAAUCCAACCACCCCCCGGGCACACCAUUGUCUCUACCCCCAAGUAGAGGAGCAGCAGAGGAGCCUCUGGAAGAUCCGUGCCUUUUCCGUACGGAGCUGAAUUUAACCGAGGGGCCGGAAGUCCCAGGUACGCCGGCUCUUCCAGACGUCAGUAGACUCGACGACGCUGAGGAAGGACAGGGCAUGGCGGAUUUAUCAUCCACUGAAGGUGAACCGGCCAAGAACACAGCCCCAUGUCUGGAGGGACUGGCAGGCGAGAGGAGCGUGGUGGAGGGGGAUCCCAGCCAUGGGAAUAAUAUUCUGGAAGUGCUGCACACUCCGGAUAGUGAAGUGAUGCCCGUUCCAGAACCAGUAACACCGAGGACUGAUGGUAUACCAUCAACCAGUGACUCACAAGUCACAAAGAGCAUCUUCCUUACCCAUGGGCCAGAGGUUAGCCAAGUGCCAUCCAUCGUAGUGGACACUAAGGUGUUUAAGGACGAGAUAGUGGCAGCGAAGAUUGAGGAUGAGGAGGCCCUUCAGAAGGAUAUGACCUCAGCGCCCCCUCUCCCAGCCUCGGGUUCCCGGGUGACGGUCAGUGAUAGCACCCCCGCUAUCCCAUCAGCCACUCCGGCAGAGCUAGCUGCUGGUGCCCGUCGCAAAAUCUUCCUGCCCCGCUCCAGGCUGCCUGAAGAGGCCGAAGGGGGAGGCCCUACCCCGCUUCUGAUGCCAGCGCAGCCAAAGAAGGAGGAGGGGGUGAAGAGAAUCCAGCAGGCGGGCACCGACCACCCGGACGAAGGGCCCAGCCCGUUCCUGUUGGCGCCCAGGAGGAGCGGGCCUCUCCUGCAGGCCCCUGCUGCCCCCCAGCAGGCAGCACUGACAGAGCCACGAUCGCCAACCACACCGCGCAGGAUGGCCACCCUCGAGGUGCCCAGGCCUCACAGGGAAGCCGAGGAUGAAAGUGGAAGCUCCCCAACGCCCAGAGGAGUGACGACCAAAGAUGCCAAAGCUGGCUCAGUUAAAACUGAAGUGAAAACCGAAGAGAGCAAACUGACAAAGAAUCUCUUCAAAGCUCCCCAGGUGAUCCGGAAGAUCAGAGUGGAACAAUACUCUGAUGCCACUGGGAAUCUCAAACUCUGGUGCCAAUUCUUUAACAUUUUGAGCGAGUCCACCAUAAUGUGGCAAAAAGAUGGAGUUCACUUGGACAAGCUGAAACAAAGCGCGGGGGAUGAGAGCCAGGUGUCGCUGGCCAUUGUACAGGCCUCAGUGAAGGACCACGGGCUGUACAGGUGUGUCGUGGAGAAUGAGUACGGCUCCGAUGCCACUGACUUCCUCCUCAGCAGUGAGGUGUUGUCGGGAUUUAAUCCAAGAGAGGAAAUUGAAGUGGGCGAAGAGAUUGAGAUGACGCCGAUGUUGAUCACCAAGGGUCUUACUGAUGCAGGUUUCUUGGGCAACAAGCUCUUUGGCAGAAUUAUGAUGAAGGAGCCACACUUUGGCAGUGGAGUACACUAUAAAGCCAACCAGGUGAAGGUCAUCUACGGGUUGGAGCCAAUAUUCGAGUCCGGUGCCACGUGCAUUAUCAAAGUUCAGAAAUGCAUUUCUUAUGGGACCAAAAAGGAAAACAGCCUUAUUGCCAGAAACCAUGACAUCACGAUGCAGGCAUGUAAGCUUCAGAACACAGCGAGAGAGUACAGUAAAAUAUUUGCGGCUGAGACUCGUGCAGUUGAAACCUUUGGCCCAGUACCAGAGGUAAUUCCAUUGUACCUAUUGUAUCGCCCUGCCAACAAUAUCCCUUAUGCGACCAUCGAGAAAGAUCUGAAUGGACAAUUCACGAGGUACUCCGUGGAAGACAAGGGCAAGAACCUUUCAGAGUCCGAGAUUGGGCAGAAGUGUCACACCUUUCAACACUGGAUCUACCAAUGGACAAACGGCAAUUUGCUCAUAACUGACUUACAAGGAGUGGGACUGAAUCUUACCGAUGUGCAGAUUGCAACAACUCCCAAAGGGUAUCAGGGUCUGACAGGAAACAGUCCUUCGUCAGCUAUUGAAGAGUUUGUCACCGCCCAUCAGUGUAACCAUUACUGUGAGGCACUGGGACUAAAAUCCAUUGAUAGCCUUCAGCUUGCCAAGUCAAAAGGAUCCAAAAGCCCACUGAUGACUCGGAAGGGGCACUCUGCUCAGUCAAGCCCUCAAAUCCAGCGGAAGGGUCAGUCUAGCCCUCAGGUCCAAAGGAAGGACCCCCAGUCCAGUCCACGGGCCCAACGGAAAGUCGUGUCCAGCCCACAGCCAUCUCGGAAGAGCGCCACCAGUCCUGGCGUUUCUCGCAGAGCAGGCAACACAGAGGACAGUCACGAACCAGCAGUGAGGCACAAAACUGUGGAGAUCCCCAAGUCGGUCAAACUGCGGUAAAAUGGCGUGGGAACAGUCGGAUCAUCACGGGGUUACCAAGCACUUUCUUUAAAAUGUCAGCGAGCAGUUGUUUUUAACGUGGAAAAGAUUUGAGUCAAAUGAGGGAUACGAUAAACCCGAUGGAAGUGAAGUGUCACCGGCAAUAAUGUCCACCGGGCGCUUUAUGUCCGCAAGAAGCUUUGUAGGUUUGAAAUGAUGAGUCAGACAUGGGAGGGGGGAGAGAGGGAGGGAGGGAAGGGAGGGGAGGAGGGUGGGCGACACUGGGUUAGAAGCAUCACUUGAGUGCGGUGAAUCUGAAGUGAUUCAAUGUGCGUCGGGAAGCCCUGAGGUUUGCUCUCGGACGUGCGGCCUUGCUUUUCUAACUGUUCUCUCGAGUUUAUUUUGGGUAGCAGUUUGUCCCAGGUAGUGGUGUAACACAGAUUGUAAAUCAGCACUUCAUAUUCAAUCCCACUGCAAUCAGUGGGAUUAAAUACCAAGAAGCCCAGCAGCCGAGACAGAAUUCUAGACCCUAUUGUAUGGUUUAUUUGUGUGUGUGCGCAUGUGUGUUUCUUUUUAACAGUUAGCUUUUGAGAUUAUGGCGAGGAUUGGGCUCUGCUGAAGGCAUGUUGAGGGGGUAGAGAAAACAGUGACUCAGACCUUAUAAAAGGCACAUUGCGUUUCAUGAAAGGUACUUUGGUACUUUAUAAGUACUUUCUGGUAGCAGAUUACGGGUAAGUAAACUGCAGGUAGAAGAUCCUUUAUCCGAACAUCCAGAAGCUGAAAAGCUCCGAAAUCCAAAGGUUUUUUUUUUGUGUGAAGUUGUUUUCUCAUUAACAAGGUUGUUUGUCGAGUAAAGCUAACCCAAGUCAACACCCACUCGAUGCGUGUCACCCA